UCAAUAAAAACCCAUCACCUUUCUCUCACAACAAACUCAUCUUCUUCCUCUGCUAAACUCUCAUACACAAAAGUCAGCUGAAAAAAAUGUCAAAAGAAGGCAUUGAAGAAGGACAAGUUCAACAACAUGGCAAGGACUACGUGGACCCACCACCAGAACCAUUGCUUGAUUUUGCUGAACUCAAACAAUGGUCUUUCUACAGAGCUCUUAUUGCUGAGUUCAUUGCUACUCUGCUUUUCCUUUACGUUACUGUCGCCACUGUUAUCGGUCACAAGAAGUUGAACGCCGCUGAUAAAUGUGAUGGUGUUGGUAUUCUUGGUAUUGCUUGGGCUUUUGGUGGCAUGAUCUUUGUACUUGUCUACUGCACUGCCGGUAUCUCUGGUGGACAUAUUAACCCAGCAGUGACAUUUGGGUUGUUCUUAGCAAGGAAGGUGUCCUUAAUAAGGGCGGUGGGAUAUAUAAUAGCACAAUCAUUAGGUGCAAUUUGUGGAGUUGGUUUUGUGAAGGCAUUCAUGAAGCACUCCUACAACACAUUAGGUGGCGGUGCUAACUUUGUGCAACCUGGUUACAAUAAUGGCACUGCUUUGGGUGCUGAGAUUAUCGGUACAUUUGUUCUUGUUUACACUGUUUUCUCUGCUACUGAUCCUAAGAGAAGCGCCCGUGACUCCCAUAUCCCUGUGUUGGCUCCAUUGCCAAUUGGAUUUGCUGUAUUCAUGGUUCAUUUGGCUACAAUUCCUAUUACUGGAACUGGUAUCAACCCCGCUAGGAGCUUUGGAGCUGCUGUUAUUUACGACAGUAAAAAAAUCUGGGAUGACCAUUGGAUCUUUUGGGUUGGACCAUUUGUGGGAGCAUUGGCAGCAGCAGCAUAUCACCAAUACAUCUUGAGAGCUGCAGCUAUUAAGGCAUUGGGUUCUUUCCGCAGCAACGCCACCAAUUAAAACCAACCACCAAAAAUGAAAAACCAUAUUUGAUCUUUUGUUUAUUUAUUUAAUUCUAUGUGUGUAAGAGGAACUUAUGGGAACUCUUCUAGUAUGUAUUGCUUAUAAUAGUUUAAUGUUAGCCUUUGGAUGUGUAUUUAUUUAUUUAUUUAUUUAUGUGUAUGUUCAUUAGCAGUAUUAUUGAUUAUGUUUUUCAUUUCAA
Molecule: messenger RNA, 1140 nt
Organism: Capsicum annuum
Lineage: Eukaryota; Viridiplantae; Streptophyta; Magnoliopsida; Solanales; Solanaceae
Product: aquaporin PIP2-7
Exons: 4
Coding region: 87-938 (283 amino acids)
Biological process (GO): transmembrane transport
Cellular component (GO): plasma membrane
Molecular function (GO): water channel activity
Source: RefSeq, a predicted model, not a curated record